GAAAAAUGGGCUAUGUAGCAAAACUGUUCCCACCAUACUACAAAUAUCCAGUUCUAGUAUUUUUGUUCUGCGAAUUCGUUUAUUCUGCUUUUGUACUUGCCAUAUCAGAAGCUUAUUACAAAUCAGCAGCUCUUAUUCUUCCAAUUGCAUAUAGGAUUUUUGAUGAUACGGUUAAGAAGAACAAACCAGGAUUUGACUGGUCACCAGAAGAAAAAGAAAUUCUGGAAGUGUACAAAUUACAAAUGCUCUUUCUUUGGGUCAUUUCAGCAAUCGGAGUGAUACUUUGCAUUUUUGUGAUGAUUCCACAGUUCUUUGAUUUUAAUGAUAAGAAGGGAAAUCCAAGUCACUUGUGUUUGGUUCGUCGUAAACUGGCUUGGGUGAUGUUCUUGGUUAUUGCAGUCUACGUUGUCGUUCUUGGAAUAGCAGUAUUCUGGGCUUGGACUGAUGGCGGAGCUGCGUCCAAGCAUUUUCAUACUCACUUUGAAGGAGCUGAAAAAGAAGAAAUCUAUAUCACAGAACUGGAAGAAGCAUUCGAUUGUGAAUCAGAUGAUGAUCAAGAGAUGUGUUGGGAGAAGGUGAACAAAACAUUUAUCUCUCACACAUGGCUGGAUAUUCUCUUCAUUGCGUACAUUUCCGGCCAUAUUUUGGUUUUCCUUUCCUUGCCAUUUUUCAACAAAAAGCUUUUCAAAGAUGACGACGAUGUCUUUAUAGAUGAACCAGCUAGCAAGUUAUUAGAAGAUUAAUUGUUUUUGGCUUCAACUUCUUGUUCAACUUUAACUUAGUUUAUUUGACGGGUUUUUGAUUUUAAAACCGAACCGCCGAGCUGUCCUUCUUUUUCUUUUCCUCUGUAAUCACUUAUUAUGGCUGUCUUGUAUAAAUAUGGAAAAUGCUUUCAAUUCAAUAUGCUUUCAUUAAACAAAACAAAAUGACUUUUCUCGUGUUUAAAAGAAAAUAAAUAAGUUUAUU
Molecule: messenger RNA, 966 nt
Organism: Caenorhabditis elegans
Lineage: Eukaryota; Metazoa; Nematoda; Chromadorea; Rhabditida; Rhabditidae
Gene: R12C12.9
Product: Lysosomal cobalamin transporter
Exons: 6
Coding region: 6-743 (245 amino acids)
Source: RefSeq, marked reviewed